This is a messenger RNA of Cololabis saira (Pacific saury), 2153 nucleotides long. Its product is annotated as CCN family member 3-like. The transcript has 5 exons. Lineage: Eukaryota; Metazoa; Chordata; Actinopteri; Beloniformes; Belonidae. Gene Ontology annotation, biological process: signal transduction; cell adhesion. Gene Ontology annotation, cellular component: extracellular region; extracellular matrix. Gene Ontology annotation, molecular function: heparin binding; integrin binding. The record is from RefSeq and is a predicted model, not a curated record. Bases 177 to 1244 code for a protein of 355 amino acids.
AGAGAGAACAACCUUCUGCUACACCACAGACGGGACCCUGAACUGCAGGACUCAAAUCAACUCCUCUUAACUAUAGACAAUUUAACUUGUCUUAAACUGUAUGUAAAUAUUAUAUAUAUAGAUAUAUUAUAUAUAUUUUUUGUUUUGUUUUGUUUUUUUACUGAACUAACAAAAAGAUGGAAAAUCUCUUACAAAGAGGUGUAUUUCUUUUCUUCUUCACGGCACAGGUUUUUACAUCAGCUUGGUCCCAGGUGUGCCCCCGGAGAUGCCAAUGCCCUCAAGAGCCCCCCAGGUGCCAUCCUGGAGUUCCCUUGAUCUUGGACGACUGUGCCUGCUGUCUGGUUUGCGCCGCUCAGAAAGGACAGGUCUGCUCUGAGAUGAAUCCCUGUGACACUCGGAAAGGCCUGGAGUGUGACUACUCAGCCAACAUCCACAAGAGGACGGGCAUCUGCGCUGUUAACAUGCGUAAUGUGUGCGUUUUGGACAAGUCUGUCUAUCAAAGUGGCCAGACCUUCUUCCCCAGCUGUAAGUACAAGUGUACGUGCAACGACGGCCAGAUAUUAUGUGUGCCACGCUGCAACUUAGACGUGAUGCUGCCUGGUCCUGAUUGCCCCGUCCCACGCAAGGUCCAGGUGCCCGGAGAGUGCUGCGAGAAAUGGGUGUGCCGCCCUCGUGCUGAGGCCAGCACACUGGGUGGCUUUGCAAUGGCAGCCUUUCGUCGAGAGGAAACUGUGAGCUUUGACGGUUGGAACCCCAGCCUUAACUGCAUCGAGCAGACCACAGAGUGGGGGGCAUGCUCUCAGACGUGUGGCAUGGGGGUGUCCACCAGAGUCACAAACAAGAACAGUCAGUGUGAGAUGGUAAAGCAGAGUCGUCUGUGUAUGAUCAGACCCUGCAACAACCAUCAGGAACAGCUGAAACAUCUUGCACCAAAGUUGAAAGGGAGUAGGUGCCAGAGGAUGGUGAGGAGUGAAGAAGCUGUUCACCUCUCCUAUAAAAACUGCACCAGUGUCCAAACAUACAAGCCUCGCUACUGUGGCUCCUGCACAGACGGCCACUGCUGUACCCCCCACAGGACCAAAACAGUCGUGGUGGAGUUCCAGUGCCCCAACGGCAUAACCACCAGAAAGCCUGCCAUGGGCAUUCUGACCUGUGCCUGCCACAGCCACUGCCCUCGGGACAACGCUGCUUGGCAACCAUCAGAUCCGGGACAUAGUGCCAUAAGGGCGGGGUAUAGAGUAUGAUAAAAAAGUUAGUAGUACAAAAACAGUGAGGUCCAGAUUGUGGCUGAUGUCUGCAAAUUUUUGGAUUUCUUUAAAAGAUGAGUUGUUAUAACUCUGAACUGUAGAUUAAAACAAGAAGGACUAUUACAAUACAGAAGUAAAUACUGUACAGUCUGGAGGAUUAUAACUCACAACAUAUACACAGCUAAAUAUCUGCUCAUUAUAAUGCUUGCAGUCAUGAAAUCAGUGUCAUGUGAGUUUGAAAUCACAGGGGAUUAAAUAUCUCUGUAUCUCUCCUGGAGAGGGAUUUAACUGGGUAACAUCCUGUGGACAAUUUAUCCUUACUGUAAAUAUAACGAAGUUCAGUUAAAGCACUUACUGCUUGUGAUAUGCAGCCGCCCCUCUUCUGGAAAUUGGGAAAAGUGUCCUUCAGUUUGUUCACAACAAAUAAUACUGAAACGUUGUUUAUACCUUGUGAAAGUUAAUUUAAUCCUCUUUUAAAGAGGUCAAAGUGUAUUAAAAGAUUUACUUUGAUGGGUCCAUGCAGGAAUGUGAUCACCAUGAUGAAAUGACAAAGAACAUGAAAGCAAAGCGUUUUGUUCAGCCCGAGUUAUGAGAAAAACUUUGACCCGUUGUCCUCUGUUCACUUAAAUGAAAUGAAAAGGGCAACCAGGCAAGAAACUUAGUAAACGAGGCAAUCACUGUACUCAAACUGACAUGUAGUCUCCAACUACAAAACACAUUUAUGAAGUGACUGAACUGUGUACUUUGACGUGCUCCCCAACCCCCAAAAGAGGGGUUACUUUGGUGCAUUUGUGCAAUUUCUAACAUCUGUCUGAAAUCUUACCCUCAUUGCUAAACACAUAAUGUGUAUGUUCAAUAAAUACAAAAUGUGUGUUGUUACGUUUCCUAAAAGUAGUGCACAAUUGA